This is a messenger RNA of Aricia agestis (brown argus), 9746 nucleotides long. Its product is annotated as trithorax group protein osa-like. The transcript has 18 exons. The record is from RefSeq and is a predicted model, not a curated record. NCBI's taxonomy places the organism in Eukaryota, Metazoa, Arthropoda, Insecta, Lepidoptera, Lycaenidae. Gene Ontology annotation, molecular function: DNA binding; mismatch base pair DNA N-glycosylase activity. Gene Ontology annotation, cellular component: nucleus. Bases 714 to 4220 code for a protein of 1168 amino acids. Gene Ontology annotation, biological process: base-excision repair, AP site formation.
CAGAGUCGCCCGUGCCGCCCGCUGCAGAGUAUGAAUGACUCGCGAGCCGCAUCGUUAAUUAGAAUCGUGUUUACUGUUUUUGCGGGUCGCACGGAACCUGUCGGGCCACCUUUCGUGUCGGUAGGGCACGGGCCCUGUCGGCCGGCGCUCGCUCGGGACUCGCCUGGUGCUCACGAGACCGAGUGAAUUAUGGCUAGGUACAUAUAUGUCGUGCACCACACAACACAUACCUACCUAACGUACGCGCCUACCUAUCUAUAGAACGGCGAAGGCUGCGACUACGUACCUACUGAACAAAGAAUUUUGCUCACAAAUCCAUACAUUCAGCUCCAAAACCGCCAGUUCUCAGUUUGCGUGUGAAAUGUGUGCGUAUCUCGCGUAUUGUUUGUAUAAUUAAUGUGUUUGAAAACAUCUGUGCUUGUCAAUUGUUACAUUCGUGUGUGCAUUUUGAGGUUAGGUCGUGAUUUUUACGACAAAGUGAAUUUGGGAUGCAGUGAGACUUUACAAACGCAAGCACCUGGCAAUGCUUUAUUAUUUGUUAAUAUUUUGAGUGAAUACUAGUUUCUUUGAGUGCUAAACAGUUACUAAUGAAUGUGUUGAGUGAGUGCUCCUGUUGUAUGGAGAGUUGUAGAGGCCUGAAUAACUCCAAUAUUUGCAAAUUCAGUUACUAAGUAGUUCUGAAAGUGUCGAAGAUAGUGGAGUGACAGUUGUGCAUGACAGUAGUCCAUGUGAAGAAAGCCGGCUCCAUGCUCAGGGAGGAGGGCGAUGAGAAGCCGAAGGCGGCGGAGAGCCAGGAUGACGGCUACGAGACCAGCAACAGCGGCGAGGCGCGCCGCAAGCCCUCCAGCGCCGAGGGCUCCCCCGCCCCGCCGCGCACGCCGCCCCCCGAGCCCGCCUUCGAGCCGCUCAUGCAGCGCCCCUUCCCCUCCCCCUACAGACACUUCGAGCAGCCCGCGCCGCCCGCCCCGCCGCCGCCGCACGACGAGCCCUACCAGCACCAGCACUUCCCGUUCCCCAAGUAUCCGCAGGACCCGUACGCGUUCAAGCGCGACGCCGACGUGCCGUACGACAUGAGCCAGCACCAGAUACACCAGUACGGCCCGCCCAAGCGCGAUGACGACAUGUACAACGGCGUCAAGCGCGAGUGCGAGGACCCCUACUCGUUCGUGGAGGAGGAGGCGAUGUGCGCGAUGCUCGGCCAGCACCACAUGCCGCACAUGCAGCACCACGACCCCCACCACCACAUGCAGAUGCACCCGCAGCAGAUGAUGCUCAACCAGCCCAAGAAGAGGGGGAGGAAAAAGAAAAUCAAGGACGAAAAUGGCAUGGAAAUCAAAGUGGAGCCUGGCAUGGAGGGGGCGUUGGUGGCGCGGCCGAUCAAAGAACGCAAGAAGCACGACCGCUUCAACGGCAUGAGCGAGGAGGAGGUGUCGCGGCGGACGCUGCCCGACCACCUGGCCGAGAACCUCGACAUCAUCAUUAUCGGCAUAAACCCUGGUUUGUUCGCGGCGUACAAGGGCCACCACUACGCGGGCCCCGGCAACCACUUCUGGAAGUGCCUGUACCUGUCCGGCCUCACGCGCGAGCAGAUGAGCGCCGACGAGGAUUAUAAGUUGUUAAAUUUCGGCAUCGGCUUCACGAACAUGGUGGCUCGGCCGACGAAGGGCUCAGCUGAUCUCACCCGGCGCGAGAUCAAGGAGGGAUCGGCGAUACUACUGGAGAAGCUGCAGACAUUCCGGCCCAAGGUCGCAGUGUUUAAUGGCAAGCUGAUCUAUGAGGUGUUCUCCGGGAAAAAGGAUUUCUGCUUCGGCAAACAGCCUGAUACCAUCGCGGGGACUAACACGUACAUGUGGGUGAUGCCGUCGUCGUCGGCGCGGUGCGCGCAGCUGCCCCGCGCGGCCGACAAGGUGCCCUUCUACGCCGCGCUCAAGAAGUUCCGCGACUAUCUCAACGGGCUGCAGCCGCACGUGGACGAGGCGGAGCUCAUAUUCCCCGACACCACCGGCCGCCGCCCGCAGGAGGAGAUGGAGAUCCGCAGCGGUCUCAAUUCCAGGCUGACAAUGGAGCCCGAGCCGGGCGACACCAUCAUACUGGAGGACGGUACUGAGGUGCCCCUGAAGAAGAAGAGGGGGCGCCCCAAGAAGGUGAAGCUGGAGAAUGGCGAGACUGCGCCCCCGGUGCCCAGGGCGCCGCGCCAGCCGCGACCGCCCCCCGUGUUAGACCCCAACGGUGAGCUACCGCCCAAGAAGAAGAGGGGGCGGCCGAAGAAGAUCAGACCCGAAGAGCAACAGUUUCUGAUGCAGCAGCAACAGCAACAGCAGCAGCAAGCGAACUCGAUGAUCCAGCCACAGCUGUCGCUGUCGCAGCUGCCGCACGAACAGCAGUUCCUGCACGGGGAGUUCCCGCAGCAGAUGGCGUCGCCCAUCCCGCAGAGCAUGAUGUACGGCGUCCAGCACCAGCAGAUGCCCGACGGCUCGCCCUACUACCAGCCCAAUAACGCCGGCGGCAUGGACUCCCCGCUCGAGGUGGGCGGAGGCGGGGGCGGGUUGUUAUCACGCGGGUACGCGUCGCCGGGCGGCGCGGGCGCGGCGGGCUACGCGUCGUCGCCGCGCGCCGUGUACGCGUCGCCGCGCAGCCAGCCCUACUCGCCGACGCCGCAGCGGCUAGCAGCGACGCCGCAGCCGCAGCAUCAGGAUCUGUCUGCACCACAGCAGUUCCCGUCGAGUCCGGCCGCGUUCAGCGCACCGUCGCCGCCGCGCGCGCCGUACAGCUCGCCUGGAGUGGGCGGAGUCGGCAACGUGGGCGGCGUGGGCGUGGGCAAUGUGGGCAACGUGGGCGGGGUCGGUUCACGGUCGUUCGCCGCGCGCUCGCCGCUGUACGCCAGCAGUCCGGCCGCGUACCGACAGCAGCCGAGCCCGGCCGCGCAGCCUCGGUUUUCGCAUGAGAUGCCCUUCUCGAGGGACGCCACGCCUCAGGCACAAUCAGCACCGUACGCGCGGUCGCCGGCGCCGGCGGGCGUGGUCGGUGUAGUGGGCGGGGGCAGCACACCCUUUCCCGCGGCGUCGCCGGCGGGCGCGUUACACUCGUACACGCCCUCCCCCGCCCACACGCCGUACAGUCACCACUCCUCCCCCGCGCCUACUUACACGGAGUCGCAUCAUUUUAGCAACCAGGGUGCUGGCGGCGGUUCUGGCGGCGGUUCCGGCGGGUUCUCGACGGAGCUGUCGUCGGACAUCGGCGCGGCGAUCUCGUCGCCGGGGCCCGUGUCGCCCGGCAUGGCGGCGCUGGACUUCGAGCCGCCGCGCUCCGACCACAGCCCCAUGGGCAGCACUGACAUGCACCCCGGCAGCAACAGCAACUCCUCGCUGUCCGACUAUAAUAAGCAGCAAAGCAACCCCGGCGGGGCGGAGCUGUCGCCGGCGGCGGGGGGCGGCGCGGUGGGCGGGGCCUUCGGCGGCGCGAUGUACGACGAGGGCCGCCUGCAGUACCAGGACAAGCCCGACUACCAUUAUCAGCAGGAGCAAGCUCCUGGUGUUGCGGAGAGUCCACGGUUAGAUCAGAUGCAUCAACAUCCCUCCAUGUAUCCUAGCAAUUACAAUAGGUCGACGCCGACGGGUGAGGAAGACUCAAACUUCGGUCGGGCGCCACCUUUCAGGACGCUAUCGGAACACGCACCCGGGUCACCGGGCGAGUACGGGAACACGGGCGAGGGAGGCACGCCCAAGGGCAAGUCGCAAGACGUGGCGUCCAAAUCCCUCUCCGGUCUGGAGUCGCUGGUGGACCAGAUCCCGUCCAUCGCGGAGGGUGGCGCGGGGGCGGGUGCCGGCCCCGCCCCCUCGGGCGGAGACCCCGCCCCUCCCGCGCCCCUGCCUGACUACGCGCCUGCGCUGUACCCACCGUAUCCCGCGUACGGCGCGCCAACGUAUGGGAAUAAUGGCUACGGUGGUCCGUUCGUCGGUUACGGCGGCGGCUGGGGCACGCAGCUGAUGCGGCCCGCGCCCGGCUACCUACCCGACUGGCAGUACGGCUACGCCCCUGGCGUCGCCCCGCCCUACGCCGCCUACAACGCCCCCUACUACAACGGUUACGCCCCGCCCCCGGCGCACCAUCAACAGACGCACUACCUGUCGGCGCCGCCGCUGCUGGAGCUGCACAAGAGCGGCGAGCACGCGCCCGCCGUGCCGUCCGUGCCCUCCGUGGGCUUCGGCGGCUUCUGUUAGUGCCGCCCCCGCGCCCCCCACACCCCUGUAAAGCAAUCUAGUGAUGUAAUUUUAUCUUUUUCAAAAAAAUAAUGAGCUUAAUUUCUAGUGUUUAUUUGUAAAUAUUGUACGUAUUUAUUUGUCAUCGAACCUCCCGAACGUCACGGGGCGCGCGCGGCCCGCACGUUUUCGGUCUGUGAUCCCGGUCUAAAGUCUUGCCAAUUUAACGUUUCGCGUUCUAGUCAAUGGUCGUUGUGUCGGCUAGUCAAAUUCUAAACGGCCCAGCGCGCCCCGGCCGUCAUCUAAGUCACGAGAGCGGCCUACGAGUGUACUUUUACUUAGGUUUAGUUGAUAUCGUUCGAGUCGGCGCCGAGUCGGGCGGCGACCGGGGAGGUCCGGGAGAGUUACCGACGCGGUCGAGGUUCGGAUCGCUAGGGAGUUAGGGCUCGCACACAAAACUGAGAAUUCGCAUCGCAUCGCAUCUUUAUGUCAUUUUUAGUUUGAGUUUUGUCGCAGAUAUUUGCGAUGCGAUGCGAAUUCGCGGUUACGUGCGGGAGCCCUUAGAUAUGCGUGUUCGCGGACUCAUCGCCGCGAGUGCUGUUCCUCGUUUGCCAUGGGGCGGCUACGGCUCGUACCGCCCCCGCGUUUGCGUUUAUUUUUUUAUCGUCUUCGACGUUGUUGAUGUUGAGUUUUCGUUCUGCGCGUGACUCGGUAGGACUACUGCGAUUUCUGUGUUCAAUUUUUCGUAGCGCUCGGGCGGGUGGUUUUGUACAAAAUUGUUUCUUUGCACAAAAAUGAAUUUUAAUAUAAGAUGAAACGAAAUAACAUACGUAAUAAAGACAUAUACGUUAGAUAAGUUACUCGAAGAAUUUAUAUACGGUAGGGAGGUGCGCCGCCGCGGACGGUUCGACCGUCGAUCGUGCUCAAUAUCCGCCUUUGAAUAGUGCAGUGGCGCGACCAGGGGACUUCCGGUUUGAAGGGCCAUGAGUUCCGUGUGGCAUAUUAUGCCAGUACCCGCAGAGUAAAGAGAACUAAGGAGUAAAUCGACUUCAAACAAACGGGCAACUAUACGCGAGUUGGGCGCUAAUAUCACUUUCAACAUGUUUCACAAUGCUUAGUGCGGCGCGCGCCGGUCGAUAUAAAAUACUAUGUCAAACGUAUAAAUUUUGAGAUCUCUUCUGAGUCGACCCACUCGUUACUUCUGUUUACUCUGGUACCCGGAACCGAUAUGCCAAGUUUGACGUAUGCCAAAUUGAACUUAUGACAGUUUAGGGCUAACGGAAGAGAAGUUGGGUCAAACGACUAAUAUAAUUGUAGUAACAGCGUAGUUACACUGUUGAACAUAAUAUUUUGUCUGUGAUUGUGCAAUUUUGCCAUAUUAUGCCAGCUUCGUGUGACGUUGGCAUACAAGUGACUUUUACGAGUUGCUUAGUUGCCGCUGCACUAUUUCAACGCGACAUUUUUUAAUUUAUUUCUCGUCAGUAAAUUACAUAAAAAUUAUAAUUUCUAUUAAUGAAAAUCGACAGGGUAUUUAAGAUGUUGUAUUAUAAUUUUAUAUUUAUUUUUAUUUUGUGCGAGUUUUUUCUCGUUUUGCGUUAAGAGUUAUUUUAUCGAUAUUUUUGUAUAAUCGAUUGCGUCUAUAUUUCGAAUGUUAUUACAAUAAUGGGUGAUAAUUUUAUUUAUACUUAAUUUGGUGAUAAUCUCUGUGGGUAGUUUAUUUACUUAAUUUUUUGCUAGUAGCUCACUCUAAAACUACAAUAUACCCGAUGAGUUGAUGUAUAUUUUUUUCUAUUUCAUCUUCAAUAAAUGUAUUUAUUGUCAUUGGAAUAUUUUCAUUUUUGUUUCUAAGUUACCUUUCAUGAAGUACUUAUAAUUUGUCUAAAAUUAGUUUUAGAGUGAGUUUGCGCUCACUUACAAUUUUGUAAUUUUGCAUCAUUAACGUACUUGAUGUUGAAAAGACACAACAUACAUCUUGGGCCAUUUAGGUGAUCUUAUUCAUAAGCGAAAUAUUACAAUCAUAACACAAUGUGUGCCCGAAAGUGCAAUGUUUGUGUGACAUUCAACAUUUAGUAUGUAAAUGAUUAGUGUACAAUAACCUCGAUAUUAAAAAAUAUUUACACAACGAAACAAAUUUCAAUAUUGCUAUCCUUGUCUGACACAGUGGACAAGUGUGUAACAGAUAAAGACAGCUACAUUGAGUUUAUUCAUAGUGUAUAUAUUUAUUAGUAAAGAGGUGAAAAUUGUAUACGUUGAAUAAGAGUGCUUUAUGACGCUUGGUUUGAUAUUAUGUAUUUAUAUUUAACUGUUGUUUGCUUUGUGUAAUACCAAUUCUGUUGUAAGUGUAGUUACGGUGCUUUUCUGACAUAAUAACUGUACAAUUUUUAUUGUGUAACUCGGUAUUUUUAUUUCAAAGAUGUUUACAAUGUUUUGUAAUAUUUGAAAGUGAUGUUUAAUGCAUAAUAUUGUAACUUUAUUUAAUCGUAAUAUUGUAAGAAAUAUAGCACCGAUUCGCAAAAGCAAAGGCCUAACUCCACUGCCGCUUUGCCUUUAGAAACUUUUUUCCUCUGUCGAUAGCUCUAUAUUAUAGCUUUUUAGCUAUCAUUUAAACGAAAUGUCUAAGGGUGGUUUCACCGUGUUAAGUUGGCAAAGUUACUUAACGGUAGUGCUACCAACAUAAGUAUUUUUUUAUUAUUAUGGAAUAAGAAACAAUACUGAAAAUGAGUUAAUAAUAUCGUAUGUCGGUAGCAUUGCCAUGGUCAUUACGCCUUAACCUCUAGUAGUAAUCUAGUUCUCUUCUAUUCGGUCCUUCUUAUAGUACCCUCGAAUUUUAGUCUCGAAUAAUAUUUAGAUGUGAUAGUUAUUUCUACGUUUAUAAUCUCGAAUAUUGAGAAAGGUGCAAUGGCAGAAGGUUAGAACUUUGUAUUGACGUUGGCGGCGGUCUUAUUCACGUAUUUCAAACUGUACUUAAUCAGAUACACGAUUGUAAGGAGAGGGGGAAUAAGGCCGCCCCCAACUAGCGGGGCUCCCGCCGUCCGCGGCAAAGCCUCAGGCGUUAGUACCGGUAGUUGUUAAAGCCGGGCCCGGCCGAUGCUCGGCAGCCAUCCUAGUGUAAGUCUUCUAUCAACGAGCUAGUGUUAGUUAGAUCUCUCUACCGUCGGCCCUCAGUGGCUGCGUCCGCUCCGCUCUCGGCCGACGGCUUGCAUCCGCGCGUAGUGGCCGAUCGCAGCCGUGAGAUUCAUGGUCAAAGUCAGAGUAUGAAAAUGGAGCAAUUUCUUAAGCGAUUGGCUUUUUUGCGUAUUUCCAACGUCGACUACUGGCAACAUCAGCGAAAUAUAUGAAUAGCAACUUUUUUCCAUGUCCAUUGUACACCAACACUGGAGAAAUAGUAUAGGAUUAUUGGUAAUACUUUUUUGUAUUUUGACUGUCAUGUUCAUGGUAUAAUACGGUUGCGGUCAGCGGCGACGCACGGACACGAAUCUGCGUGCGCGCACGCCCGCGCCCGUUGACGUUACCGCGUGGUGCGUGCGCGCCGCACGGGAAUCUCGUUUAAGCUGGGUCCAGAUAUAAUUUGCUCAACCCGAUCACCGUAUCCGUAUCGCCGAGGCGUAUCAUCGCAUAUGUGGACAGGUGUUACGCGUAUCACGAUACGCGGUGCGAUACGCCGUUAUAUGGCCAUGCCAUGUUGUAAUAGUUUUUGACCGAUGACUAUUGACGUGAAGGUACAGUACAAAUCGAAGCGUUCACAACUUGAUACGGGGCUUGAUACGUGAUACGCGGAUACGGUUAUAGCGAUCGGAUCGGGCAAAUGAUAUAUUUGAAGGCAGGAUAGUGGGUGAAGCCGGUAACUAACAAUUUAAAAACUGUCUUUUUGCAUAAAAGCCGGUCCUAAGACCGGAAAAAUUAUUUGAAAUCAAUAAAAUUUGGAUUAUAUGUAUAGCUAUCUAGCUAUCUACGUCAUAUAGCUAAUAUAUUAUCUAUAUCAGCUAAUUGACGAAGUAGAUAAGUAAGGUUUGUUCAAGUUAUAAGGGGAAAAAGAGUAUAUAAUUGUAAAAUGUAAGUAACCGGCUUCAUCCACUCAUGUCUCUAUUUAUCUGGGCCCGCCUUAAGGGUCGACCAGUGCGCCCACUGCGUCGCUCCCACUAAUUGUACAGUAUGUAUAUUUUUGUAAAAUUCCUUCUUAACUGUGGCAAUAUUACGAAAUUAAAAAAAAAUAUCUCUAAUUAAUAAUUAGUACAAUUUUUAGACACUUAACUCGAGUAACCGACCGAUCUCUAAUGUAAUAUAGAUUGGGUAUAUGGACGGAAGAAUUUCGUUUGCUUUGUAUUAGUAUAAGCCGGUUAUUAUAGCUACGGGCGGUGACGGAGCGGACAGUAAUGUUUAAUCUUGGAUUUUACAUUUAUUCAUAAAAAAACUUUUGUUCAACCAGUGUUUCUUAAUUCCUUCCUUUAAAUGUGAAGGGUUUUUUUUUCCUAAACCAUUGCCCAAUAAAAUACUAGGCUAACAUAAGAAACUAGGUAAAGAAUUUGUAGAUAGGUCAAGAAAUAAAACUUGCGGAGGACUGCGGCACUGGUUACCAGUUGUAGGCGUAAUGUUUUUGAAAUAAUUUAAUUGAUAAGUUAAAUAAAUGCAGUGGGUUACCAUAGCUAAGCUCACACAACGUGUCAUGUUACUAAGCCUCACGAAGGUUUUAUUCUGUAAAAUGAGAAGGAUAAAUAAUUUCCAUACGAUACAGAAGCCACAUACUGUCAAAUGUCUGUUUGAUAAAAAUUAACCGCAGGCAGGGCGCAGUGCGUGCACGUUGUUAGGGUAGCUGCACACGUGCGGCGCGUGUCGCACGCCGCUUGGUUGUGAAUCACGUUGCUUGUCACCCCGCCCCCCGCCCCCCGCCCCGCUCCGUCACGCCCAUCUCUUUUGCCCACCCCCGUCAGUCGUUUCUUAUUCCGAUAACGAAAACGUGUUACUUGUUAUAUUGUACUUUUCGAGAAGCGAAUUAGCCGCAAAUGUGACGUCACAGUGCUGCGGGCGGCCGAUCUGAGCCCGCUAGAGGCGUCGAUGCCGUGCCAAACACAGCAACAUCCCCAGAGCAAUAAUACUACUUUAUAGUCUCGUAUAGCAAUAACGCGUUUAUUGCAAUUUUGUAUCAUGUUUACCUGUCAUUGUUUUCUAUAGUAUUCCUUUUAUUUAGUAUUAUAUGAACGUUGAACUUUUCGCUCGUGCGAAGGCGGUUUUUAACGAAUUUAGCUCAAUUUUAUUAAUACUUUAUUAUUGUAAUUUAUUCUAUUAUCUACUCGCUUGUUGAUUAUACAGUUGUUUCGAUUAUUUCGCCGGUGCUGAUAGGAACGUCUGCGACGGUUCGCUCUCGUUCGCCUCGAAUGUGAAUAAAUCGAGUUUUACCAGUAUCGUACGCGUAGGUGAAUAAGGCGGCUAGUACUAUCAGCCGAGGUACACAUUUGUAAAAUAUUUACUCAAGUAACUCGCAUUUCAAUCACGGUGCUUAUUUAUGGUAGAGGGCGCGACAGGCAAGCCCAGGCGACGACAUAUCUCAGA